Molecule: messenger RNA, 2252 nt
Organism: Trichobilharzia regenti
Lineage: Eukaryota; Metazoa; Platyhelminthes; Trematoda; Strigeidida; Schistosomatidae
Source: the annotation of a GenBank genome assembly
UUUCAAUCAAAUAACCUUGACGGGACUUCAACUAAGACGCUACACCGGCGUGCCGAAGAAUAAUGAAACCAGAAGGAGGCGGAGGUUUUCGUGGUGGACGUGGUAGGGGUGGACAAAGACAUAGUUUUGGUGGUGAGAAAAAGAUUGAUGGUGGUGGUGGUAGAGGGGGACGGUCCAGUGAAAGAGGAGGAUUCCGCGGUGGUCGAGGUGGUGACUUCGGGGGCCGCGGUGGAGGGAGAGGCCGUGGAGGGUUCGGUCGAGGUACGCCACGAGGUAGAGGUGGCCGUGGGGGAGGAAUGAGAGGUGGGAGGAAAGUAAUUGUAGAGCCCCAUAGACACGAGGGUAUUUUUGUUGCAAAAGGCAAAGAAGAUUGUCUUGUGACAAGAAAUGUGGUCGUUGGUGAAUCAGUUUACGGUGAGAAGCGUAUUGGUGUUGAAGAUGAUGCUGGAGGAAAGAUUGAAUACAGAGUUUGGAAUCCAUUCAGAUCUAAGCUGGCUGCCGGCAUAGUCAAUGGGCUGGAUCAGAUUCACAUAAAACCAGGCUCUCGUGUGUUGUACUUGGGCGCGGCUAGUGGGACCACUGUUUCGCAUGUUUCAGACGUAGUUGGCGAAGAAGGAGUCGUAUAUGCUGUUGAGUUUUCACAUCGUUCGGGGCGUGACCUUUUAAAUGUUGCAAAGCAUCGUACUAAUGUAGUUCCCAUCAUUGAAGAUGCCAGACACCCGCACAAAUAUCGAAUGUUGGUUGGUAAGUUGAUUUAAGUCAAGAAGUUAAUAUUCUCAAGGUAUGGUGGAUUGUAUAUUUGCCGAUGUUGCUCAGCCUGACCAGUCGAGGAUAGUUGGUGUUAACGCAGAGUAUUAUUUAAAGAAUGGUGGUCAUGCCGUUAUAUCUAUUAAAGCAUCAUGCAUUGAUUCGGUUGCUGCCCCUGAAGUCGUGUUCGCGAAAGAGGUAGAUACACUCAGGAAGCUACAGUUCACCCCUCGAGAACAAGUUACACUAGAACCGUUUGAGCGCGGUCACGCAAUGGUGACAGCUCAGUAUAGAGCGCCAAAGAAAGUGAAAACGGAACAAUCAUAAAUGUAUUUGCAUCGUAUGUACAUAAAUAAAAGUUUUCAUUCGUAUGCCCGUGUAAUUUAGAAGUAUUUAGCCUUGGCUUUGGUCUCUUCAUGAUCAGCUUCUAUUGGGAAAUGUUUGUCGUAGCUUUUAAGAAUGCCUACCAGCAGCGAAACAUUGUUGCAGUGUUUCAUUGUUAUGCAGACCUUAUCCUAUUUGACAAUCCAAUGCCGUUGUACUUUCUGUAUAAGGAUUGCGGUUCACCACUUGUUGGAGUGCUUUGUGUUUUUACCAACUUAGGUUACAGUACAUUUACACUAAAUGAUGCUGUUUUUUAAUCAUGAUACUUGGAAAACAAGUUCGACCAGUGACUGUCUGUGACUGAAAUGUUGACGCAAUUAGUUAAAUAGUGAAUUUGGAUUAGGAAGUCUGUAGGAUAAUUUGUUUUGAUGUCAUGACGAACUUCAGCGAGUGUAUUUUUAUCCUGACCAGCAUUUGUUCACUUUCGACUGAGAGUUUUUACAAAUUUCCUGCCUGUAAGCACAUUACAAGCGUAUACCUGAGACUAAUCAAACUUAUGUUAAUUAAGGGUUUUGAUUAAUCACAAUAGUGUGAGAGACUUUUUAGCUCAAUGAAACUUUGUUAGUUACUUUAAUAUAUCAGCACGUUUCGUGGACGCGUACAACAAGUAUGUAUGCUAUACGGAAAUAGCACGCUAUCCUGACGUAGGUCUAAUGAAUGUUAUGGUAGUCCACUGUAUAUUUCUUGUGUCCCGGGAUACUGCUGUGGAAAUGAGUUGACAUUGGUUGUCUGAAGAACUUUUGAGUUAGAGCGACAUAGUUUGUUUGAGUGAGUGUUUGACCAUACCGAUUCUACAGUAUCAUAAAGUAUUUAUACAUACUAAUUGUUUAACAUUGUCCAUAAUAACUUCCAUAACACUGAUUAGUAAGUAAAACAAUUCCUCCAGGUUCUGGAGUAAUGUACGCAUCAGUUUAAGAAUAAUUGUUAGUGACAACAAUCUUUGGCAAAAUAAAAAAUACUCAUGAGCAGACUCCUACUGGAAUGCCGUUCGAAGCGUUACAUGUUUGAUCACAUGCAUAAAUACGGUACUGAAUUGGACUUUAGGUAUGACUAACUGACAGGCAUGCGUUGCACAUGCCUUAGUAAACUUAAUCGAUACAGCUACACAACUUCAUCGAUUA